AACAGCGAAGGCAGAUCGAGUCGGGAUCAAGAGCGUGUCGCAUAUCCCAGCAGCGUUCUGCGCGAUGACACCACCAGUGCCCGAGCGCCGUCCACGUCGAUACCAUUUGAGCAGUCACGCGAUCAGUCAUCCGCUGGAAUGGUUGCAAGUCGGCUGUCCACACCAUCAUCAAGCAAAAGUCGUCGUCCAUCCACUGCGAGUGUCGUUCACGAUCAAGGUAACGAUUCUAACAGCACGGAAGCAAGCGCGGUGCAUCCAAGCACGUCGUCCGAGAGUGCCUGGCGGCCGUUGAACUCGUUGUUGGCGCAACAUGGGUUCUCCCCCGUCGAAUUGGUCCCAACGGCGACAGGAGUCCUUCCGAAAAUGGACGCGUUGUACGGCGUCGUGCACGACUUGAUCUCUCAACUAGAGCGUCGUGGCCAAAUCAUUCAAGACCUCGUGCUGGACUCGGACAUCAAUGCCAAGAAGCAGACCAAGAUCGAGACGUCCCUGGCGUCCAGUGGGAAACACGUCGCGAACGUCACCGACGCCCUCGAACGGUCGCAACUCGAAGUGCAAUCGCUCAAGACCCAACUCGAACGCGCGUCGGCCAAGGCCGAUUCGGACCAAAAGGCGUAUAAACUCCAGAAAACCAAGCUGGAGCAGCAGCUCAAGAUGAGCGAGCACCGCGUCAAAGCAAAGGAGGCGCUGGUGGACCGGCUCCAGGUCAAGUUGCAGCAGGUGACGGACAAGGACGCCGCCGCCAAGUCGCGCACCCGCCACGUGUUUCGUGACAUCCACAUGCGCGAGCCUCGACGGACCAGCGCCGCCGACGUCAAGGCUUUGGAACUGAUCGCCAUGUACGAACACGACCGGGACAAAAUGGCGGGAGAGAUCCGAAGCCUGCAAAGCCAGGUUCAAGAGCUGUGCUGCGACGUCCGCGAUAAGGAGAACGUGCUGCUUCGGCAGUCGUCCAACGGGUUGCCGAAGAAUCGGGAGGAUGCGUUUGUGGAACGGUUAGAAGCGGCUAGAUUGGAGCAGGAGCAGUCGGCGAGGAAGCUGCGGCAGCAAGAAGCGCUCAUUCAGGACAAAGUGGCCAAAAUCGACGCCGACUUGCGCGCAUCCAAGCAAGUGGUCGCCGACCUUCGCGACGAAAACGCAAACUUGCACUUGGAAGUGCAGUCCCGCCCGAGUAUUCGAGACUACAAGGCGACCCAGCGACGGGUGAUGCUCCUGGAGCGCCAACUGCAUGACCAGCAGGUCGCCGUGACCCACGCCAACACGCUGGACGACCUGCGACAAUACAUGGGCACGGCCGAACUCAUCUACCGAGACAAGCAAAACGCCAAGCUGCAUCUGAAUCGACUAAGUACUUUGCCCAAAGAAGCAUGCUUGGAAGUAAUGCAAGACAUUUGCCGCCAACUCGACCUGACAGACGUGACGAUGAUUGGCCCGAGCGUCGCCAAGCUCAUCUCGGUGGUGCACGCGGUUCCGCGCAUGGAAAAAUUCAUUCGCGACGUCUGUGCCUGUGUCCAGCCGUCGGCCGCAAUCGAAAAGGUCGUCCCAACACUGACCAAAUGGAAGCAAAACCUCGACCAACUCGAGUCGUUGCAGGCGUAUGCAGCCCAAAUCAACGCCGCGUUGAUGAAGCGAACGUACGAAAACGUCGAGGACUCACACACAACCGACCCCCUGUCCCCGAAGCGGGCAUUGCAUGUGAUUGACGAGUUAGUUGCGUUUGAAUCGCAUUUCUUGCAAGAGCGACAAAUGUACAGCAUCGCCAUGACAAAUGUCGAGAAACAACCCGAUGUAUUAGUCCACAAGAUGAUCCAGCAUUUUCGGCAUUUGUUUGGCGUCAAGACCAUGGACGGUGUGUUUCCCAAGAUCAACGAAGUGUUUUUAUUCGUUAACGAAAUGAACAACGCGUUGGCAUCGAUCAAGGAGGCUUUAAACCUGCCAACCACCGCUUCUGUCACAAGUACCCUCCAAGACCUCCGCACCGCCCUCCAGCAGACUCCAUCUACACGUCCAACCAACACAAGCGAAAGCUACGUCGUCACGUCCAAGUCGGACGUCGUGGGCGUCGCGGCCGUCAGACAGCAGCAUCUUACGCUGACCAAGUUGAAGCAAGUGCUGGGCGCGCAGUCCACGGACGAGUUGGUUCCACGUGCGACGAGGCUGAUGGAGCUGCUCAGUUUAUCGUCGAUGCAACAUCCGUGAUGGGAACGUUCUUUAACGUGGACUUUUAAAGGAAACAAGGGAGUGUGUCAACUACACCUUUUUGCAGUAAGUUGGACGAAUGCCCGAUGUAU
Molecule: messenger RNA, 2291 nt
Organism: Aphanomyces astaci
Lineage: Eukaryota; Oomycota; Saprolegniomycetes; Saprolegniales; Verrucalvaceae
Exons: 10
Coding region: 139-2199 (686 amino acids)
Biological process (GO): regulation of microtubule cytoskeleton organization; cilium assembly
Cellular component (GO): centrosome
Molecular function (GO): gamma-tubulin binding
Source: RefSeq, a predicted model, not a curated record